AAGAAACAGUCACGUGAUCUUGAAAGCAGGAAGCGCAGCCACAUCCACAGCAGCACUAGAGUGAAACUGCAGACAGCUCGACCUGAACGCCCUAACGAGGACUGUGAAUAAACCAAUUAAACACCAUGUUUUGGAGACUUUUCUUCGUGACAUUAUUACUAGCCCUCUUGGGAUCAAUGACAGGACAGGAAUUUGUGAAAAAUGAAGGCUGUAGUUCAUUGAACGGUUGUGAUGCAUGUGAAAAUGUGACUCUCUGCCAGUGGAUGAACUGCACAGAUGGUAAACCUAAGUGCAUUAAUGGCAGUUUUACGAACGAAACCGGCAGCUGCAUCAGGCUAAACUGCACAGAUCCAGCACUGCCCACCACAGUGAGCCCCACCACCACAAAUGCUACCAAUGCUACCACGAUAAUCACUUCCACGGUAAUCACCUCUACUUCAGUUGCUCCGACUAACGAGACGGUCACAAACACCACAACAGCGUCACCUACAACUGCUCCAUCUAAGACGUCCACAUUCGAUGCUGCCAGUUUCAUCGGGGGAAUUGUGUUAGUCCUUGGCCUUCAAGCUGUCAUCUUUUUCCUUUACAAGUUCUGCAAAUCCAAGGAUCGCAACUACCACACCCUGUAACACUCUGCUACCUGGAGGCACCACAAAACCCACACUCCGACCCCAAAAGAGAGAGAGAGACACGUACACACAAAUUCUAUGAUAUUUCUUAAACACUCUUGAGAUUCCCCCAUGUUUAGCCUCAUAAUUGACAUUUGAUGCCUGUGGUUGGAGCUUUAUACUUCAUUUAUGUUAGAGCUCUCAUAAGCACUCAAGUUCGUUAACACAAAUUCAGACAACACAGAGUGAUGCCCCAAGUUUUUUCGAGCAUUGGAAUUAUGGGGUAUGCAAAAUGUGUCCUGCUACUUUCAUGAACAACCACAACUUUCCAAAUUAAGUCAUGUCUGUUAAUGUUCAAAUUAUUUCAUCUUCGAUGACAAAACAGUGAUUUGUCUCUUCAAUAUCAUGGCCUUUCCCCUGAAAGGCGCAUGACGCGGAAUCUUCUCAUCAUGCCUGUGGCAAUACUUCCCCAUUUCCAGUGUUAAUUUCACGAUGGUCAGGUAUCUUCACUAGAACAGUGUUUUAUACAGUUGUCAUGACUGGUUCUUUGUAUUCUACCCAGUCUUUCAUCAUCUUCACCAAGUGCAAAAAUAAUAUCUGUAUAGUUCAGGAGUGAAUGAAUGUUUUUUUCCCCCCCUUCACAUCAUCUUUUGGUUUGUGUCCGCCUGUGUUGUGGUGUUCGUUUUUACAACCCUUUAUUGGCCCAUUGCUCUCAUUCAUGCCAACCAAGAGAGACAAAUUGUUUGUAAUAAAUUACAUUCCCCAGCUUAGUCCCUCAUCUACAGUUAGAGAACCAGUAGACAUCAGUUAUCAAAACUAGUUAAACCUGGCAUCUCGCUCCCUUUCCCCCCCAGUUUUGACAGUGGAGUGCUGGAUAAUAUCAGAGAUGCAUUAUACACCCUUAGUUAACAUCCCAUGACCUCAUUGGGGAUCAUUGUGGGGGACUUACCAGCGUAUCGGCCAUUUUAAGUUGUACUUUUGGGAGUUUAUGGGGAUUUAGUAGAGGCUCAGCCAAUCCAGUUCUACUUAACAGCUGAAAUAAGUCUUUAUUAGAAUUAUAAGAUUCUGACGGACAUGCGAACAGAACAAGGCACUAUGUGAGGGGCAGAGUAUCGAGGAUCCCAUUCAGAAUGAUUGACAGUUGAGUCAAAGUGCCUUUAGGUGGAGGCAGUGGCUUGCUGCCUUAAAAGUGAUCCUUAAAAGUGUGAAUGCGUUCGUUGCGGGCCGCCGCUCUGUGUUAGUGUGUCUGCCUGUAUGUCAGUGUGUUUAUAAACACGCAUGCGUGCUUGUAUCAAUGAAGUAGAUCUAGUGUCUGCCAGCUGGACUGAUCGCUAUAUUAUACAGAGUAGAUAAUUAAAGGUUAAUUCAUUUGUUUGUGGAUUAUGGAUUAAUGUAAUGUUUCCUAAAAGCUUCUCCCAGUUCUCAAGGGUAAUUUCUUGCUAGCACAAAGAUAUCAGUCAGGUUCUAGCAUUCCCAUUCAAAAGCAGAUUGAUAUUUGUAUAUAAUCUGAGCUCUUUGACCAUAAACUGAAAUCAAUAUAAUUUUAUAGUAGGCACUGAAAUGUCUUAAACUGAGGUGUACAUACUUCAGGACGAUUAAAACAGGCUUGUACACAGAGCCUGAUGUUUUGUUUUAGGAGCUUUUGUGUUAAAUACCCUUAAUGAGAACUGAAAUGUGCCCUAGAAAAGUGCAUUCAGGAUAUGUUUUGUAUUCAUGGGCAGAUUUUGAUGGAGACUUAGAAUAGAGCUGUGUCAGACUCAUAAUUUAAUGCUUGGGUUUGAUUUCUUAUAAAUCAAACCCAAUAAUUGAGUAGAUUUGUUUCAAAUGCAGAAUUGACCUAGACUAUGCCUAAUUCCUGCCUUGUUCAGCAUAUUACGUUUAGUACUCUGUUCAUAAAUGCAUUUGUCUGGCUAGUGCGCUGGUACGUGUAUAGGCCGAGGGCCUGUAUAUAUUUUUUUUUUUUUUCUUUUUUCCAUUCCUCUAUUAUAAAAUUUGAAAUGUAAUAAUCUCGAUUAGCUUGCUGCUAAUAACUUCCUCUGUGAGUCGUAAUGUCGUUGGCUUAGGAAGUGAUUCAUAUUAUUUGGGUUGCAAAUUUUGUAAUGGCUGAAAUGAAUAGAUUUGUUUGAUGCGUGCUUUAGUUUCAUCUGCUUCCCUGACAUCUCAGUGUCAAAAUGUUCAGUUCCCAGCAUUGUGUUAACUGCAUGUUUCUCAAAAGAUGACUGUUAAGGCCUCACUCUUUAUUGAACCACUCUAAUUGCUUGUGCAUUGUUAUAUCACGGUGCUUAAAUGCCAAAGGUGUCUAUUUUAGCAUGAGUCACUAAAAAGCUGCUAUAAUGCUUCACAAGCUUCAUCUUGCCCAUAGUGUAGUCAGAUAAAAUCCAUCUGUUUGCCAUUUCACUUAAGCUUUGCCAAAUUAAAAACACUGUAGAAAAGUUCAGACUGCACAGUGUUUCGAUUUGCAAUUUCUUUUAAUAAUUAACAUAAAUACACAAUUACACAACUCAUCACAGUAUUGUCUGUAUAGCAUCAGGCUACAUCCAAAGAUCCCACCUGGUUGCAAAUGGAUUUUAGCUGCGCAUGCAAAGGGCUGUAAAGGACAUGUUACAUGUUGGAUUUAAAGGGAUAGUACACACAAAAAUGACAAUUCUGUCAAUUUUUCACCUUCACAUCAUUCCAGACAUGUGCAUUUCUUUCUUCAGUAGAAUACAAAAGGACGUUUUUUUGUUGUGGGUGGGUGGGUGUCAUUGUACAUACAAAACACUUAAAACAUUCUUCAGAAUAUAUUUUGUGUUCACCAAACAAUACAGUCUUACAGAUUUGGAAUUACAUGAGGGUGAGAAAAUGACAAUUUUCAUUUUUGGGGUGAACUAUCCAUUUUUAGUUCCAGAUUCAGAGCUCAGUGAAGGAUGCUAAUGUUCAUAGUUAAACAGCUCAAAAUCCUCUCACACACUCAGAGAAUUUAACCUAACUUUAAUUAGUCUGUGGCCUUGUUUUCUUGUGCCAUUAUGUUUGUUUGUGUGCAUGCAACAGAUUUCCAUAGAAACAGCCAUAACAAUGCCAUAUUUUGCCAUCGCUCCCUGAGCUAGUGUUGCAUUCCUUUCUGCACCUUUUGAAGAAAAAGUGCCUUAAUUAUUUAAGAUUCAAUGAUAAAGAUUACUGUUGUCAUGAAGACUUGUACUCAAAGGGAUUUUGAGCGUUUUAGAGUGAAGGUUUGGUUUAUUGAAGUUGUGAGUGGUUAAUGAGAGGAACAUGGAGUAUUGCAUCUUGCUUGUGCCAACAUUUAGUUAACUAAUUGCAAAAAGAGUUAAUGUUUUUUUUUUUUUUAUAAGUGUAAUUACCUUUGGCCUAUUGUCUAGUAGUGCAUUUUUUUUUAAUUGCUUCUCAUAAAACUGCACACGCCCCACAUACACUCUUGUCGACUACUGUUGCGUCUGUGUCCAGACAGUCUGCCUUUAAUAGUUUUAUGCUCUGCUAUGUUGGUUUUAUUUCUCUGGAACUCUGAUAUCUUUCUUUUGUUCUUGUGUUUUCCCUUGUUUCAGAUCUGCAUUCGCAAUUAGGUUGAAAAUGUGAUCAAUUAAUUAAAGUUUGAGUAUUGUAAAACA
Ctenopharyngodon idella (grass carp) is the source of this 4210-nucleotide messenger RNA. RefSeq names its product CD164 molecule, sialomucin (gene cd164). The transcript has 6 exons. The record is from RefSeq and is a predicted model, not a curated record. Bases 126 to 629 code for a protein of 167 amino acids. NCBI's taxonomy places the organism in Eukaryota, Metazoa, Chordata, Actinopteri, Cypriniformes, Xenocyprididae. Gene Ontology annotation, cellular component: cytoplasmic vesicle.